This is a messenger RNA of Talaromyces amestolkiae, 2841 nucleotides long. RefSeq lists its product as uncharacterized. Gene Ontology annotation, biological process: neuronal action potential; negative regulation of delayed rectifier potassium channel activity. NCBI's taxonomy places the organism in Eukaryota, Fungi, Ascomycota, Eurotiomycetes, Eurotiales, Trichocomaceae. Gene Ontology annotation, molecular function: transmembrane transporter binding. The transcript is spliced from 4 exons. Gene Ontology annotation, cellular component: membrane; axon initial segment; synapse. Bases 1 to 2841 code for a protein of 946 amino acids. The record is from RefSeq and is a predicted model, not a curated record.
AUGUCAACGAAAGCGCCUCGAAUUCCAGCGUCGACAUGGGACGGCUACAGGGAAGAGAUCACUGCUCUCGAUACUGAUCCGGACGGGACGUUGGAAAAGGUGAUGGAUACUAUGAAGGAAAGACACGGCUUUGUACCAACCAAGAGCCAGUAUCUUACGAAGUUGAAACAUUGGGGUUUGCGGAAAUAUGCCAAUGCCCUUUACUACACGUAUGCAGACCAGAAGAUAAAGAAGAGAGCCCUGGAAGGCAAGGGUACCGCCUUCAACAUUCGUGGGAGGAAUAUGUCAUGUAAGGACAUGGAAAGGGAGAUUGGUCGAAAUACGACCCUUAGCAGUCGUCUGCAACAUACGGAAGAUAUUCCUACCCCUGAAGGUGUACAAGUAUUCACUCCUAGUUAUGAGGAAUUUUCCGAAUCCAUCACACCUGGGGCGAACAUUGCGAACAUUGACAACUUGUCGGUGUCUAGCUUACAAAAGUAUUUUCAAGCCCUCACUGUGCACAUGCCCCCCAAUAAUAUCUUCCAGUCGACCAUUCAUAAUAUUCGAGACUUGCAAACGAGCCAACUCGAUGACCUACACAAUCCACAAUUCGGGGUCAAAUUACUUCAAAUGGCUAUCGGGGAUGCCUUGAAGUUUGAAGGCUUGGACAUGUUCAUUUUCAUUCAAGAUCCUGAUACAGGCAAGCAACAGCGUCGAUAUAUCUCUUCUUAUUUCCCCCCCAGUGAUACCGAAAAUGGCGCUAUCUGGUCUCCAGAUGGGUAUAUGGGUCUUGUCAUUGCUGCAGAAGCAGGGAAUCUAGAAGCCGUGGACAUGCUUUUGAAAGCAGGAUCAUCAGUCAAUGAAUAUAUGAAAGACUACUUUGGGACUCCGUUACAAGCAGCAAUACACACGGCGCAGUUUAAAAUGGCCAAAUUUCUGAUCGAAAAUGGAGCAGAAGUCAAUGUUCCGUAUGCUGAUCAGAACAAGCAUGACUGGUCAAUCACUUAUAAGUUGACUACCAAGAACUGGGAAAAGCACAACUGCGUCGCCAAAACGCCGAUUCAAAUUGCUUGCGAGUUGGACAAUAUUCCAAUGGUUGAGCUACUGUUAGGCCAUGGAGCGCUUGUUGACCGCUCUCCACUCUCUCAUUUGAAGGCCGAAGAUAUGCCCGAGACUGCAGAUCUCAAGUCCAUAUAUGAUGACUCGAUUUGCUAUUCUCCAAAUUACCAGACCAUCCCGUAUCAUACUGCACUCCAAUACAGCGUUCAAAACAGAAACAUGUUCCUCGUACGCCGCCUUCUCUCAGAAGGUGCUCAUCCUGACUCAAGAGUCCCAUCCAACUGGGGAGAUACGCCAUUGCAGACGGCUGCUCGAUUGAAUUUUCCGGAGAUAAUUUCGGUGCUCAUUGAGAAAGGGGCCGAUAUCAAUGCCCCUCCUGGAAGGAUAAAUGGCAGAACAGCUUUACAGGCUGCGGCUGAAAGUGGAAAUUUCGAAAUGGUGCAGCUACUCCUAGACAUGAAUGCGGAUGUGAAUGCCCCUGCGGGAUUCAAAAGGGGAUUGACUGCUCUACAAGCAGCCAUCAAAAACGACCAUUCUGAGGUUGCGGCGCUGCUCUUAAGGUCAAAUGCUGAUAUCAAUGCUCCACCAUCAGAAAAGGAGGGUCUGUCAACCAUCGGCGCUGCAAUAUCAGGAAAGAACAUAUUCUAUCUUGAGUUCUUAUUAGAGCGUGUGUCUGGAGAUACUAUCCUCGGUGGCAUGCCUACUAUCUGUGCAGCAGCGAAAUUUUGCUGGGUCGAUGGUGCUCGUUACCUUCUGAAACUCGGAAAUAAUGUUAACUCCUACUAUGUCGGAUUUCUUCCAAGUAGUCGACACAUUUGGGACGCAAUCAGUGCCUUGACCUGGCCGAUCGCCAGUCAAAACUUAGAAAUGGUGAAACUGCUUCUGGAUUCGGGUGCAGAAGUCAACCCCCGUUGCCCCAGAACGCCAUCCCUCUCCUCCUCCUCCUCCUCCUCCUCCGACACUCUUUGUUUUGCAUUAGAACAAAGAUGUCACCAUGAAAUCAUUUUUUUGCUAUUUCAGAAGUAUGCUGAGUUGGGCCAUCUAUAUCUCCAUAAAGAGGCUGUGGCUCUGGGGGUGACUUACGUGUAUGACAAACAAGGCAGCACUGUGAUAUUGAGAUUGAUACAACGCAUCAUGUCCGACCUUCCUGAGAAAUUACACUCGAAAUACAUUCUUUACGCAUGGAGCCAGUUUUCUAUCCACAUAACCCAAAAUGGUAAGGAUGAUAUCGAGGAAGAUCACCUGAAAACGAUAAUUGAUUGGCUAUUGGAAGUUGGUGCUGACGUGAAUAUCGUCGAACCAUUUGAUAAUACGACCAUGUUGAAAAUGGUAGUCAAGAGCGGGAAAAUGAAACUGAUUAGAUAUCUACUCAAGAUUGGCGCAGAAAUAAAGGUACCGGGUUGUCACUGGAUGGACUCCGCUCUCUUCAUGGCGAUCAAAUCUGGGGGAUAUGAGCUCGCACUCUUUCUGCUGGAAAGAGGCACUAUCAGAGGCGCUUCUAGGGCACUCGCAGUAGCGGCAAGGACAGGUAAUAUUAGAAUUGCAGCAGAGCUUCUUCGACGCAGAGCACAUGUCCCUGCAGUUACUCCACUUUCAUAUAACACAAUGGCGAUAAACAACGCUGCACUGUUUGGCCGAGAAGACAUGCUGCAACUACUCCUGGAUCAUUAUGGUGGUCUUCACGAUUUGUGGCAAGUCUGUCAAGAAGCAGCAACUCAUGCAGAGAAAUUCCGUCAUCCGGAGAUCGCUGAGUGGCUUCGAGGAUAUGCAGUUCCAAUGUAUAAGAGCGACGCACAACCUUGA